AUGUCAUCCACUGUGCCGAAGUCAUCGAAUAUCUUCUGGCAUGAUUGCCCAGUUGGCAAGACUGAUCGCCAGAAGCUACUCAAGCAGAAAGGCUGUGUUGUGUGGAUUACAGGCCUCAGUGGUUCAGGUAAAAGUACGUUGGCAUGUACAUUAGGUCGGGAGCUCCACACAAGAGGGAAGCUUGCAUAUGUCCUUGACGGUGAUAACUUAAGACAUGGUCUGAACAAGGAUCUUGGCUUUAAAGCUGAAGAUCGUGCUGAAAAUAUAAGGAGAGUUGGUUUUACAGGAAUAGAUGACCCUUAUGAAGCACCACUGAAUUGCGAGAUUGAGAUCAAGGAAGUAGAUGGUGUAUGCCCUUCGCCUUCUGACAUGGCAGGGCAAGUGGUUUACCAGGACGUCAACCGGCAUGUUAGCCCGCAAAUUCUUGACAAGCGUGAUGCAAAUCUUCUCACUAGAUUGCCUUCGCUUCGCUUGCUCGAUCUGGUUUUGCUUGCCAGCGUCAACAACAAGCGUGGGGAUAAAGGUCGUACAUGCUUCACGGGAGUAAUGCGCUCGGUGCUCCGCGUCCGCGAACAGGUUGGACCCGGUACGCUGGAAUUGGCCAAGUACCACAGCAAGCGUGCUGCAACGUGCGGUUUUUACCAUGGUCUACUGUUCUAUCGUUCUAUGCAUCUCGGCACAACAGGAUCUGUCACCGCCAGGCGUCAGCACGAGAAAAAUGACCCAAGAGAUACGCCGUCUCGUGAUGAGGCUGAACGCUGA
Molecule: messenger RNA, 762 nt
Organism: Miscanthus lutarioriparius
Lineage: Eukaryota; Viridiplantae; Streptophyta; Magnoliopsida; Poales; Poaceae
Source: the annotation of a GenBank genome assembly